Messenger RNA from Diaporthe batatas, 1179 nucleotides. RefSeq lists its product as uncharacterized. NCBI's taxonomy places the organism in Eukaryota, Fungi, Ascomycota, Sordariomycetes, Diaporthales, Diaporthaceae. The record is from RefSeq and is a predicted model, not a curated record. Bases 1 to 1179 code for a protein of 392 amino acids. The transcript has 3 exons. Gene Ontology annotation, cellular component: periplasmic space. Gene Ontology annotation, molecular function: lyase activity.
AUGGUGCGUGUUACCGCCCUUCUCGCCCUGGCGGCCGGAGCAACAGGCUUCGUCCACCCAGGCCUCCUCCACACCGCGGACGACUUCACCAGGGUCAAGAACCUAGUGAGCCAAGGCAAGGAGCCAUACCUCACCUCCUGGAACCUCCUCACCGCCAACUCCCACGCCUCGCCGACCUACCAGCCCCGCCCGGCGGCGACGGUCUACCGCGGCUCCGACGGCGUGCACUCCCAGAACUACCCGGUGCUGUACAACGACGCCCACGCGGCGUACCAGCUCGCGCUCCGCUGGAAGAUCAGCGGGGACAGCCAGUACGCCGACGCCGCCGCCCGCGUCCUCGACGCCUGGUCCUCGACCAUGACGGCCAUCGGCGGCAACAGCGACCGCUUCCUCGCCGCGGGGCUGUACGGGUACCAGCUCGCCAACGCGGGCGAGAUCAUGCGGGACUACGCCGGGUGGCCGGCCGAGAACCGGACGCGGCUCGGGGGCUUGCUGCGAGAUGUGUUUUUUGAGGAUAACCAUAGGUUCCUGACGACGCACAACGAUGCGUCGCGGUUCCACUAUUGGGCGAACUGGGACCUGUGCAACAUCGCCGCCAUCCAGGCCAUCGGCGUGUUCACGGACAACCAGACGAUGUACGACUUCGCCACCAACUACUUCGUCAACGGCGACGGCAUGGGCGCCAUGCCGAACUUCAUAGUGGCCAACCACACCGAAGACGGAACAGGCAAGAGCCUGGCCCAGAGCCAGGAGGCCAGCCGGGACCAGGGCCACGCGACGCUCGACAUUGCACUGCUGGGUGUGAUCAUGCAGCAGGGGCACAACCAGGGCGACGACCUCUUCGAGCUCAUGUCAAGGAGCGGCCUGGCGGCAUCCGAGUACCUCGCCAAGUACAACGUGGGCCAGGACGUGCCCUUCACCGAGUACGUCAAUCCCGACCAGGGCACCUUCCCCGGCAUCUCCCCGGCAUCACGCGGCGCGAUCCGCCCCGGUUUCGAGCUCCUGUACGCCCACUACAGCGACGUCAAGGGCCUUGAUGCGUCUUGGACCAAGGAGUACAUCGACCUUGCCAACAACGGAACGGGCGGGGUUGAAGGGGGUGGUGGCAACUACGGGAGCACCAGCGGUGGGUAUGAUUACCUUGGUUUCGGAACUCUGAUGUAUCGCCAGGCGGCUUAG